AUGAUGAUGAAACACAGUCUGCAUGUUCUCGUCUUUUUAGUAGUCAGUAUUGCCAGUGAGUGCAGUCUCAGGCAAACAAAACUUAAUGAAGGUACACGUCUGUGUUGUUACUACGAUACAAAACAAAUUCCAACAAUUGGCGUUGGUUUUAACCUACACCGCACGGAUGCUAAACAAGUUUUACGUAGCUAUGGAUUGAAAAAAGAAAAUGUUCUCAACGAUUGCAUGUUUUCCACAAGAAAAGCAUGUAUAACUGAUUAUCAAGCUACUGAUAUCUUCAAAAAUGAUAUAUAUCCUGAGGCGAGUGCAUGCGCUGCAUCCUAUGCCCCAGGUAUGCCAACAAGUGUUCAUGCAGCGUUGACAGAUGUUGCUUUUGCUGGUUGUGGUACACUCAAAGAAUUCGUAAAAAUGAAAGCAGCUCUCUACAAAAACGAUUGGAAAUCAGCCAGUAAUGAAUUGAAAAAUUCACGAUGGUGUACAGACGUUAAAUCACACCGAUGCAAUCUUAAUGCGGCUUGUAUUGCGUCAGGACAAUAA
This is a messenger RNA of Rotaria socialis, 537 nucleotides long. NCBI's taxonomy places the organism in Eukaryota, Metazoa, Rotifera, Eurotatoria, Philodinida, Philodinidae. The record is from the annotation of a GenBank genome assembly.